Molecule: messenger RNA, 2989 nt
Organism: Condylura cristata (star-nosed mole)
Lineage: Eukaryota; Metazoa; Chordata; Mammalia; Eulipotyphla; Talpidae
Gene: RGS4
Product: regulator of G-protein signaling 4
Exons: 5
Coding region: 210-827 (205 amino acids)
Source: RefSeq, a predicted model, not a curated record
GGAGGCUGGGGAGCCGGUGUGACAGCCCAGCUGAUUGGCUGUGCCGUCCUGGCUGGGCUAUAAAAGAGACCCCUACAGGCUCCAGAGGGAGAAGCUCAGAGGAGUCUGACAGCCUCUUUCCAGAGAAAAGGCAAAGAGCGCUCAAAACAGAAGCCACAGCUCCUCCUGCUGCAUUUCCCUCUUCACGUGUGAAUCCCACACUGAACAAGAUGUGCAAAGGACUUGCAGGGCUGCCGGCUUCUUGCUUGAGGAGUGCAAAAGAUAUGAAACAUCGUCUCGGUUUUCUGCUGCAGAAGUCUGAUUCCUGUGAACAUAACUCUUCACACAGCAAGAGGGACAAAGUGGUUAUUUGUCAGAGGGUGAGCCAAGAGGAAGUCAAGAAAUGGGCUGAGUCAUUGGAAAAUCUGAUUAGCCAUGAAUGUGGGCUGGCAGCUUUCAAAGCUUUUUUGAAGUCUGAAUACAGUGAGGAGAAUAUUGACUUCUGGAUCAGCUGUGAAGAGUAUAAGAAAAUCAAAUCACCCUCUAAACUAACUCCCAAGGCCAAAAAGAUCUAUAAUGAAUUCAUCUCAGUUCAGGCAACCAAAGAGGUGAACCUGGACUCUUGCACCAGGGAGGAGACCAGUCGGAACAUGUUAGAGCCGACCAUCACCUGCUUUGAUGAGGCCCAGAAGAAGAUUUUCAACCUCAUGAAGAAGGAUUCAUACCGUCGCUUCCUCAAGUCCCGGUUCUACCUUGAUUUGGUCAAUCCCUCCAGCUGUGGGUCAGAGAAGCAGAAAGGAGCCAAGAGUUCUGCAGACUGUCCCUCCUUGGUCCCCCAGUGUGCCUGAUUGUCACUUGGAGGUGGAGGGCUGAAACACCCAGACUUUAUUCCUGGAAAACCUGAGGCCAAAUAUUGAUCUGUAUCAAGCACCAGUGCUAUAUCCACACUGUAGCCUAGAACUCAUGCUGCCGGCUGUGUGUGAGUCACUCCCAUGUAAAGCUAGAUUUAGUUGGGGUGUUUAGGUGUUCAUCAGGGACAGGACCUCAUCCUAACCCUAUUUCCCCACACUUAUUGUAGGGUGCCAUGUGAAUAUGUAUUCAAACUAUGGCCACAUAAGUCUGGAUUUUCCAAGAUUGUUGGUUGUUCUCUCUUCCAACAGUUUGACCUCAGCUGGGUGGUUACUAUUCAUAUGACAUCCUUGGGCACAUGUUGUCAGACAGCUCUUUCCUCCAACUCUAAAUGUUUAGAUGAGAUCAAUCUAUUUGUGUACAUAUGUGUGUGUGUUUGUGUGUGUAGACAUAUACACACAAGAAUAUAUAUAUAUAUGUAUAUAUGUGUAUCCAUGCACUGUAUUAGACACUGUAAGAAUAGAUCAGAAAGACCCUCGGUGCUCAUAACCAGAGUGUGUGUACAUACUUACAUGCAUGUUCUAAUCCCUGGUCUUUCAUCCUGCAAUCAAACAUGUGAAUCAGCUAGGAAAGGAAUGCCAGCCAGGUAAGUGGAUUGGGUGCAACUCCAUAGGUCUUGUUAGAGAAGCACCCGAGGAACUUCAUGCUCAAUUUAAUCACGGACAGCCUGCAUGUAGAACAAAAUUUUAAGGAGCAAUUACCAUAAAGCACCUUAGGUCUAGUGGACACGGUGCUGUCUUGGGCUGAUUGUCCUUGAUGGCACUUUCGAGUCUCUACACUGAGGGUCUCCCUGGCUUUGGGUGCUUGGUGCAACCGAGCUGAAGGGUAGGAUCCUUGAAAUGGAGAAAUGAAGUUAGGGCCUUGCCAGCUCUACCUACUGUAGGACAUUGGCUGAGAAAAGGUCUGAAUGAAAGGUUAAUAUUCAUAUCUUCUCGUUUGUCCUCUCCUAAUCAAGGUGCUCUUCUCAGUUUGCUUUUCCUUGAACUUGAGCCAUUAGAUGUGGCUCUCUAGUUCACUGCGGUUGUUUGUUUUCCCCUCAUGGCAUGGCUGUCUGCCUAAUUCACAAACCAGCAACAGGGGAAAUAUUGUAUUUGAUAAAGGGAAAACUUCUUUUCACAUGCUGAAACAUCUUCAGUUCCUCUUUUGAAGGUAGAAUCUUGUCUAAUUCAUCCCAACAUCCAGCGGGAUAUAGGUAGAAUCUUGUCUAAUUCAUCCCAACAUUCUCAAACACGGAAGUACUUUCUUUCUAAGCUCUGAGACUAACUGAGAGGGUAAAGAAAAAAAAAAUCAAUUGUUACUACUGUUUGGAACUUUUCAAGGCACAUGAAAUACUUGAAAAUUUCUCAUUUAUGUUAUUUAUGAUGUUUUGUACAAUGUUUUUAUUAUUGUGUUGUUUUAUAAAUAGAGGUGCAGGAUAUCACCUGAAUUAUGAAUGAAUGGCCAGGAAGUAAUUUUCUUCUCAUUCUUCCAAAUUGACUCUCACAUGCAUGCAUGCGUGCCCACACACCAAUUUCUCCAGUAGAAAUCACAUGCAUGAGCACCUUUGUGGCUUUGAAGCCAAUGGACUGGGCUGUGAAAUGAAGAAACCGGAGUGUGUGUGUACAAAUCUUACUGUAAUUCAAGAUGUAGGUUUUCCCCUUUGUACUCUUUAAUCCCUCUGGGUCUUGUUUCAAUGUCCCUGGAGCUCCUGACAGCAUCCUCUUUUGUUAUACACAGUUCCACAAUUUUGUCUCUACUUGACUCCAGGAUCCCAAGGUGUAACCAACUAUAUCGAUCGACCUAACCUAUGCUAACUGUCAUGACUUUCAUAUUGUAACCUGUACUCGGACUGCUGUCUCAAAAGUAGGUGUGGAAGGUCAUUCUGAAUGAGAAGUAAAUUAUUUUGUAUAAUACAAUUUGCAAGUGUGUUUUUCGAUUGUACUUUCCUACUAUCAUCACCAUACGACAUGCUGAGUUUGCCCACUCAUGGCCUGUGGACAGAAGCUCCCUUCCCUCUGCAUGGCUAUCUUUAUCGUGUGCUUUAAAGGCCUCAAAACUGAUACUUCCAGUGAAACACAUGCAUCUUAAUUAUAAGGGUAAAUAAAUGCUUCAUACGAAACUA